AUUUAAUGGUAAGGCAUUUCUCAAGAGAGUGAUGAAACAUGACAAGUUUUCGGGGAAUAUUGAUGAUUUCAAUUUCGGUAUCGUUGGGCCUGAGUCAUUGUGAAAAAGUGAAGCCAAAGCACAAAAAUGAGGCCCGUGAAUCUGAUUAUGUGGACAUCCGAAUGCCAGGAGCUUCGCCGAUGGAGACGGAUGAGUAUCUUUGUGCAGUGAAUUUGAACAAGACGUUCGAUGAAGAGGUGUACAUCACCAAAUUUGAGCCUUUGGAAGCAAGCGCGGAUACGAUUCAUCACAUGCUGGUUUUUGCUUGUCUUCAAGGUGCGAAGAUCAUAAAAAGCAACACGUGGAACUGCGGGAAACUUGGGGUGUGCUCGGGGCCCUACAAAGUCAUGUUUGCAUGGGCCAUGAAUGCCCCGCCAGUCCUGUUACCCAAACACGUGGGUUUCCACGUGGCAGCCGGAACAACUCUCGCCAUUCAGAUUCAUUAUGCUCGGGCUCUGGGCAAGGAAUCCAUCAAAGAUAACAGCGGAAUGCGUCUUCAUUACACAAAAGUGAAGCCAAAAUCAUUUGGAGCCCUCUAUAUGUUGGUUGCAAGCUACAACAUCAUCAUUCCACCGCACAAAGAAAAUGUCACUGCUGAUAUCAACUGUUUCUCAAAGUCUCCCAAGACCAUGCAUAUUUUUGGAUUCAGAACGCACGCACAUGAUUUGGGCACUGUUAUCACCAGCUACAAAUAUUUCCCUGACACCCGGAAAUACGAGUUAUUCGCCAAAGGAAACCCGCAGUGGCCACAAACAUUUUAUCCCAUCAACCCACCCUACAAAAUCUCACAUGGAGACAUUAUUGCUGCUCGAUGUGUGUAUAACUCCACUACGCGAGACACGCAAACUAUUAAUGGAAGGACGCGUUUCAGGGAAAUGUGCAACUUGUACCUGAUGUAUUACACCGACACCAAAAACGAUGAUGUAAUUCCUGCGUGCGUGGAUGACGAAUUGAGAUACCUGAGCCUACCGCCAUUGCCAGAAAGCUCUUUGAUCCCACCACCAAAGAACCCUGUUCUGGAAGAAUAUGCCCAUAAAAAAUUGGGUCAUACUGGACAUUUAAUGAAGAUGAUGGCCUAUGGGAUGGGACAAAAGAAUCCCUUGAUGCAGCCAAUAAUGGAAGGUUCUAGUGGAUUCAAAGAAGAGCAGCCCUUGGACCCAUCUGCUCAUCCUGCUUCUGAUGGAGCCAGUCUCAAUAAGCAGUACUUGAGCAAUCCAUCCUCUGAUUCUGAAAUGGACGAUUUUGGAAACCAACGAGGCACAAACUUUUUGCAGACUGCCCACCAAAAUUACAAGAACCCUGUCCUUGAUGAUGGGCAAGGAUUUGGCAGCAGAAAACUCGGGAAGUUUAUCCAUGUCAAGGACGAUUUCAAAAGAUUUCUUAACCCUCGAGAAUCCAAUGAAGUCCACGAAAAUCCAUCUCCGAGAACGAAACUCAAAUUAGAGCAUUGGAACACAAACAUUGAUUCCCUGCUGGGCUACGAUUCAUCCAGCAGCAGUGAAUCCGACUGGCAUGCGUCAAGUCACUCUUCAGCAGCGACACUUUUACUCAAGGCCUAA
Molecule: messenger RNA, 1598 nt
Organism: Notodromas monacha
Lineage: Eukaryota; Metazoa; Arthropoda; Ostracoda; Podocopida; Cyprididae
Source: the annotation of a GenBank genome assembly